ACCGGCUCCCCCAGAGCGGGCGGCGCCUGAGGGCGGGGCGGCGGGGCGGGGCGGGGCCUCUUCCCCGCCCCUUCACGGCCCGCCGGGCUGCGUCCUCAGCGCGCCUGCGCCGGGGGAGGCCCGACUCCUCGCCGGCCGCCGGGCGUGCGGCGGCGUCUCUACCCGGCAUGCCGCGCGGGCGCGAAGGACCUACGUCUCUCCCCUUCCCGGCCCAGCCUCCUCUCCCCCCUCCCGCCCCGGCCCCCCCCUUCCCCUAAAGUGAGUGAGACGGGCAGAUGGAGGAGGGACUGUAAUGGCGGCGGCCGGCAGCUCCCUGCUCUGACCCGCGGGCCGGCGUACGGCAACGACCUUCCCCUCCCACCUCGCCCCUCUCCCCCGCCGCCCUCCGCCCCGCCGCCCGCGCGGGGCCACCCUCCCCGGCCCUCCUCCUCCUCCUCUCUCCCCAACCCCUAACCCCCUCACCCCCCCGCCCCAGCCGUCGGCGUCUCGCCCUGCGCCCCGACCGGGGCCCCACACACAAUGGACGAGCUCGCCGGAGGUGGUGGUGGCGGCGGCGGCAGCGGCGGCGGCCCGGGGCUGGCGGCCCCUCCAAGGCAGCAGCAGGGACCCGGGGGAAACAUGAGCCUUUCUCCCGGGGGCAACGGCGCGGCGGGAGGCGGCGGCGGCGGGGGUCCUCCGGCCGCCGAGGGAGCGGCCCCCGCGGCAGGCCCCGAGCUGUCCCGGCCGCAGCAGUACACGAUCCCCGGCAUUCUGCACUACAUCCAGCACGAGUGGGCUCGCUUCGAGAUGGAGCGGGCGCACUGGGAGGUGGAGCGGGCCGAACUGCAGGCCCGGAUAGCAUUUUUGCAAGGAGAAAGAAAGGGUCAAGAAAACUUGAAGAAGGAUUUAGUAAGAAGAAUAAAGAUGUUAGAGUAUGCAUUAAAACAAGAAAGGGCAAAAUAUCACAAAUUAAAAUAUGGCACAGAACUAAACCAAGGUGAUUUGAAAAUGCCAACUUUUGAAUCAGAAGAAACCAAAGACACAGAGGCUCCCACAGCACCUCAGAAUAGCCAGUUAACGUGGAAGCAAGGCAGACAGCUGUUAAGACAAUACCUUCAGGAAGUAGGUUACACAGAUACAAUAUUAGAUGUACGGUCUCAGCGGGUAAGGUCAUUACUUGGAUUAUCCAAUUCAGAACCAAAUGGAUCAGUAGAAACAAAGAAUUUAGAACAGAUUUUGAAUGGAGGUGAAUCUCCUAAGCAAAAAGGACAAGAUAUCAAAAGGCCCUCUGGUGAUGUUCUUGAGACAUUCAAUUUCUUAGAAAAUGCUGAUGACAGUGAUGAAGAAGAGGAAAAUGACAUGAUUGAAGGCAUCUCAGAAGGAAAAGAUAAACAUCGGAUAAAUAAGCACAAAAUAGGUAAUGAAGGUUUAGCUGCUGACCUAACUGAUGAUCCUGAUACUGAGGAAGCCCUGAAAGAAUUUGAUUUUUUAGUGACUGCUGAAGAUGGUGAAGGAGCUGGGGAAGCACGGAGUUCAGGGGAUGGCACAGAAUGGGCUGAACCAAUAACGUUUCCAUCUGGAGGAGGCAAAUCAUUUAUUAUGGGUUCUGAUGAUGUUUUGUUAAGUGUACUGGGCCUUGGAGACCUUGCAGACUUGACGGUAACAAAUGAUGCAGACUAUAGUUAUGAUUUGCCUGCCAAUAAAGAUGCCUUUCGAAAGACAUGGAACCCCAAAUACACACUACGUAGCCAUUUUGAUGGAGUCCGGGCAUUAGCAUUUCAUCCUGUAGAACCUGUGCUGGUUACUGCCUCUGAGGACCAUACUCUAAAACUAUGGAACUUGCAAAAAACAGUUCCUGCCAAAAAGAGUGCCUCUUUAGAUGUAGAGCCUAUCUACACAUUUAGGGCCCAUAUUGGUCCAGUUCUGUCAUUAGCUAUUAGUUCUAAUGGAGAACAGUGUUUUAGUGGUGGUAUUGAUGCAACCAUUCAGUGGUGGAAUAUGCCUAGCCCUAAUGUAGAUCCUUACGAUACAUAUGAGCCAAAUGUUCUAGCUGGCACUUUAGUUGCUCAUACAGAUGCUGUCUGGGGUCUUGCCUAUAGUGGCACAAAAAAUCAAUUACUGUCUUGUUCAGCAGAUGGCACUGUUAGGUUAUGGAACCCACAGGAAAAAUUGCCAUGUAUUUGCACAUACAAUGGGAACAAGGAGCAUGGGAUACCAACUUCAGUUGACUUUAUAGGCUGUGAUCCAGCUCAUAUGGUGACCUCUUACAGCACUGGUAACACAGUCAUUUACGACUUAGAAACAUCACAGUCAUUACUGAUGCUUUCAUCACAGGCAGAUUCUGGUUUACAAUCCAGUAAUCAUAUUAACAGAGUAGUAAGUCAUCCCACACUUCCUGUCACAAUAACUGCUCAUGAAGAUAGACACAUCAAAUUUUUUGACAAUAAAUCGGGUAAAAUGAUCCAUUCUAUGGUAGCUCACUUGGAUGCUGUUACAAGUCUCGCAGUAGAUCCUAAUGGAAUCUAUUUGAUGUCUGGAAGCCAUGACUGUUCAAUUAGAUUGUGGAAUUUAGACAGCAAGACUUGUGUGCAGGAAAUAACAGCACAUAGGAAGAAAUUAGAUGAAUCAAUAUAUGAUGUUGCAUUUCAUCCUUCAAAAGCAUAUAUUGCCAGUGCAGGGGCUGAUGCCCUUGCCAAAGUAUUUGUGUGAAUCAAUGAAAAUUUACAUCCUAACAUCUGAUUUGCUUGGACAGAAAGAGGGUUCUGCAUCACUGCCAUCAAAAAGGUUACUGACAUGACACUACUUGUGAUCUACCUGGUGAAGGAUACUUGGGGCAGGCAUUAAAUGGUGGACAUCACAUCUUAACGUCAGGUUCAUUAAUUCACUUGUAAUUACUGUAUUUUGUGGGACAUAAACUAAAAGGACUUCAGAAUUUGUGGCCUGUACUGGGUAUUAACUGAGAGUGUGUCUGUCUUUUAGGUAUCUUUAAGCCAAUGUGGAGUCUGAUCUUACAAAAAGACUUUUGUUUUGGACUCUGUGUGCUGCCUUAGGGUUAGGAAUGUGGUGCUCUUGUGGGGGGGAAGUGAGCUCCAAGAGUAGCUUUUUUUUUUUAUUCAUCUCUUAGUGAUUUUGUGUUAAUCAGUUGAAUGCCACAGAUUCCCUUUUAAACUUAUUUUGCUUUAAAAAAAAAAAAGAAAGAAAAUUUAACUUAAAAUAUUUUAGCAUUAGUUGCACAAAAUGUUUGGAUAAAAUUCUAGUUUUUAUAAGUCUUUUUAUAUAAUUAGCCUGUCACAACAGUGCUCAAGAUUGUAUUGAAGUUUUUCUGCAUUGUAAAACUCUAAAACACAGAGAUCUCACUGACCCGCUGCCGUGUAACCACUCUUUCCUUCUUUUGCCUAAUACAGCUCAGCUAAGUCCUUCCAUAAAGAUGCUAAAUCACCUUCAUCAUCACAUAUUUGUCUUCAUAAACCAAGGACUAUUAAGUGUAUUAAAUAAUAAACAGUGGAGUUUAGUACUCCAGUUGAACUCUUAAAACUAAUCUUGACAUCCUAUCACUAUGUGAUAUUUUGUACAUCUUACUGUAUUUACAAGUUUAUUUAUCGAGGAUUAUCCAUCUUGCUAAUAGCCUAUUAUUUAUUUCACUUUUUGUUGGUCUUUAUAUCCUUUUUAUUAAUGUGCUAAAGGAAACUGUAUAUCUAUUUUGGAACUCUUUGAAUAGUCUAAAAUAGACUAAAAAAGAAUAAUAGUUUAUGUUAGAAACCAAGGUAAUCUACCCCACCCCAGAUACAUAUCUUGGUUUACCAUGAUCCAACCAAAACUUAUCUUGUUUAAGAAUAUUUGGCAUAAAUUUUAUUUGCAUUACAAAUAGUAUACAAAAAUAGUUGAAUCAGGAUACAGAAAUCUGUGUUUGGACUAGUUACCCCUGUUUUAUUUUUCAGAUGUGCUUAAUUUUAUAGUGUAACUAAAGAUUUUGUUUGUGUAAUGCAUGAUUAAGACAAUAAAGUAUUUUUUCUAGUCUUCCAAAAAACUUUUCUGAUCAGUUGCGGUUUUGAUGAGUUUUGUAAGGUUUUUGUUUUACAAACUAUGAAUCAGCAAAUUUUUAAGAUUGUACGACUUAGCAAACUACAACUGUUGAAAAAUAAUGUAUAUAAAAUGCAUAUAAUAAAUAUUAAAUUGUGUACCUGUA
Molecule: messenger RNA, 4165 nt
Organism: Sorex fumeus (smoky shrew)
Lineage: Eukaryota; Metazoa; Chordata; Mammalia; Eulipotyphla; Soricidae
Gene: STRN3
Product: striatin 3
Exons: 16
Coding region: 520-2688 (722 amino acids)
Cellular component (GO): dendrite
Molecular function (GO): protein-containing complex binding; protein phosphatase 2A binding; armadillo repeat domain binding
Source: RefSeq, a predicted model, not a curated record